GCAUGGCAAAUCCGAAAAACACUGAAAGAGAUUAAAACGCAAACCAUAUUACUACAAUGGAUACCGAGCCAUCAGGGCAUCAAGGGAAACGAAAUCGCCGAUGAAGCAGCAGUUAGUGCAACUAUAGGGCCACAAUCUGUGUUUAACACUCUCACUCUAUCGGACGCUAUCGGUCUGGCCAAGUCAGAAAUCACCGAAGACUGGAAAAUAGUUUAUAAAACCACCUCAGAAGAAAAAGGAAUAUGGCACUUCAACCUAAUGAAGGAACCACCUGGAAUCAUUUGGUUUCACGGACUAGAUUUAAACACAGAAGAAAAAAUCACCAUAAGCCGUAUUAGAUCUGGACACACGAAUACAAAAGCCAGAAGACAUCAAUGGGGAAUCGAAUCCGACGGUGACUGUGACUAUUGCAAUGAACCAGAAGACAUCAACCAUCUUCUAUAUUACUGCCCGAAAUACAACGUUGAGAGAUCCGAGUUUGAUAUCCUGGAAUAUUGCAAGCCACUUACAACCAUACUCAAGGAGAAUAACGAAAUCGAACUAAAACAAAUAGUAUCAUUCCUCAAAGCUACAAAUCUACACAUUUGAAUCCAUACAAGAUUACACCCACAAACACUUCCAAAAUAUCACAACACCAAGACAACCGUAAAGGCGAGAUGGACCGUGAUCGGUCUUAGCCGUCCCCAGGACAACACAAAAAAAAAAAAAAAAAAAACAUAGAAAAAUAAUUAUUGUAUAUUUUUAUCUCGAUUUCAUAGCACGCACAAUAUUCUUUGGUAUCUAGUACGUAUUUUUAAGCUAUAUUCAUCUAUGCACAAAUCACUGUUUAUUUGAGAAUCGUAAGUGAUAUGGAGAAAUCGCUACAAAUAUAUCAGGAUACAUUAGAAUCUAACGUAACAGAGACACAUUGUGCUGAGAACAUCGAUCAAAAGCCCAAAGUAGUAAAACAGGAAUGCAGUUCUACCAACAGUUCCAUCGACACUGAAAAAUCCGCUUACGCUUCACUUAAUACUUGUCUAAAAAAUGAGGAUAUGCAAUUUAAACCGGUUCCGGUUUCCGGUAACAGCAAUGAAACCAAGCAAAUGGAAAAUCCCCGUAUGGAAAAGCCGGAAGUACCACAAAUUGCAACCGUUGAUCUCAAAAAAUUCCACGAAUGUGAUAUUUGCGGCAAACGCUAUACCCGGAGCAGUUCACUAUCCUACCAUAAGAUUUCGCACACCGAUCAACGGCCUUACAAGUGCAAUGUGUGCGAUGAAGACUUUGUUCGUAGAUACGCUCUAAAUAGGCACAUGAGCCAACAUAUGGGCGAGAGUCAGUAUAAGUGUGAUGUGUGUGGCAAAGAAUAUAGUACCAAUUAUUACUUGAAAAUGCACAUGCGUUUCCAUACCAGUGCGAUACUUAAUCGUCAGCGAAACGAGGUGGCGAAAAAUCACGAGUGUGAGAUAUGUGGAAAACGAUUUGUUAGGAAGUGUAGGCUACAGGAACACUUCCGGAUGCACAGCGGCGAACGUCCGUUUUCUUGCACUGUCUGUGGUAAGACGUAUCCGAAAAAUGGCGAGCUCUCCAGACAUCUUCUUAUACAUAACGAAGUAAAACCUUUCAAGUGCACCGAGUGUGGCAAAGAUUUUUACAAAAAAAUCAGCUUGAAGGCCCACUUGAUUAGCCACAGCGGCGAGUGGCCGCACAAAUGUACGGUAUGUGACAAAGGUUUUGUCUAUAAGAGUAGACUGACUUCACACAUGUUUGUGCAUACCGGCGAGCGCCCAUAUAAGUGCGUUGUAUGCGAUAGAGGUUUUACCGCCCAUGAUGGCUUGACGGCGCACAUGACCAUUCAUACGGGCAAGUUUCGACACCAUUGCGAUGUGUGUGGCAAGGGAUUCUUUGUUCCUUCUAUCUUGAAGGAACAUAUGGGCAGUCAUACCGGCGAGAAACCAACGAUAUGCGAUGUUUGCGGUAAAAGUUUUCACGGGAAAAGAUCAUUCUCGAAACACAGAAAAAUUCACAAGCCCAACUCGGAAGGGAAUGAGAUUUUGAAGUGUUGAAUACAGAAAAAGAAUUUAAUAAAUUUUACUAGAUGCUGUAUAA
Messenger RNA from Malaya genurostris, 2085 nucleotides. Its product is annotated as gastrula zinc finger protein XlCGF8.2DB-like. Gene Ontology annotation, biological process: regulation of transcription by RNA polymerase II. The transcript is spliced from 4 exons. Bases 849 to 2042 code for a protein of 397 amino acids. The record is from RefSeq and is a predicted model, not a curated record. Gene Ontology annotation, molecular function: RNA polymerase II cis-regulatory region sequence-specific DNA binding; DNA-binding transcription activator activity, RNA polymerase II-specific. Gene Ontology annotation, cellular component: nucleus. NCBI's taxonomy places the organism in Eukaryota, Metazoa, Arthropoda, Insecta, Diptera, Culicidae.